AUGUCCGACCCUAGCCAUGCGGGCCUCCCUCCCGCAGUCGUCGAGUCCAUCGCCGGCCUCAGCGCCGGCACCGUGGCGACGCUGGUUGUGCAUCCCCUCGACAUUGUCAAGACGCGCAUGCAGAUCUACCGCAGCGUGAGCGAUCCCCUCUCCAAGCCGCCCACCACCGCCCGCCUCCUCCGCUCCCUCACCGCGACCCCGCGCCCGAUCGCCUCCCUCUACCGGGGCCUCACCCCGAACCUCGUCGGCAACGCCACCAGCUGGGCUUCCUUCUUCUUCUUCAAGUCGCGCUUCGAGCGGCUGCUCCUCCAGCGGCACCCCGACACCGACGCACCGACCCCGGGUGACUACUUCGUGGCCAGCGCGCUCGCCGGCGCCGCCACCUCCAUCCUCACCAACCCCGUCUGGGUCCUCAAGACGCGCAUGCUCUCCUCCGACCGCUCCGCGCGCGGCGCCUACCCGUCCAUGCUCGCCGGCGCGCGCGCCAUCCUGCGCGCCGACGGCCCGCGCGGCUUCUACCGCGGCCUCGGCGUGUCCCUCAUUGGCGUGUCCCACGGCGCCGUGCAGUUUGCCGUGUACGAGCCGCUGAAGCGCGCCUACUUUGCGCGCCGCCGCACCACCACCACCAUCACCACCCGCGAUGACGCCGCGGCGGCGCCGCUCAGCCCGGAGGCGGUGGUCGCCCUGUCCAGCGCGGCGAAGCUGGUCGCGGGCGCCGUGACGUACCCCUACCAGGUGGUCCGAAGCCGUCUGCAGGGGUACGCGGCCGACGAGCGCUUCGGCCGCGGUGCGCGCGCGGUGGUGGCGAGGAUAUGGCGCGAGGAGGGUGCGCGCGGCUUCUAUCGCGGGCUGCUGCCGGGCGUGGUGCGCGUCAUGCCGGCGACGUGGGUGACGUUCUUGGUCUACGAGAAUGUCAAGUUUCACCUGCCCCGCUGGCUGGAAGAGCAGGCAUGA
Cordyceps fumosorosea ARSEF 2679 is the source of this 954-nucleotide messenger RNA. RefSeq names its product Mitochondrial carrier domain protein. NCBI's taxonomy places the organism in Eukaryota, Fungi, Ascomycota, Sordariomycetes, Hypocreales, Cordycipitaceae. The record is from RefSeq and is a predicted model, not a curated record. Gene Ontology annotation, molecular function: folic acid transmembrane transporter activity; FAD transmembrane transporter activity. The transcript has 2 exons. Gene Ontology annotation, cellular component: mitochondrion. Gene Ontology annotation, biological process: nucleotide transport; folate import into mitochondrion. The coding region runs from base 1 to 954 and encodes 317 amino acids.